Anopheles darlingi is the source of this 996-nucleotide messenger RNA. RefSeq names its product luciferin sulfotransferase-like. NCBI's taxonomy places the organism in Eukaryota, Metazoa, Arthropoda, Insecta, Diptera, Culicidae. Gene Ontology annotation, biological process: sulfation. The coding region runs from base 1 to 996 and encodes 331 amino acids. Gene Ontology annotation, cellular component: cytoplasm. The record is from RefSeq and is a predicted model, not a curated record. Gene Ontology annotation, molecular function: sulfotransferase activity. The transcript is spliced from 2 exons.
AUGGAUCUCGAGUACGGAUCGCUCGAGGGUGAGAUGAAGGAGCAGCUGGAACGGUUCUUUGGUCGCCGGGAUCAUUUCAUCGAGGUGAAUCCGGGACGCGUGGUGAUGCCGAAACGGUUUGCCGAUCUGGGCGAUUCCAUUCGUGCCCUUCCGGUUCGUUCGGACGAUGUCUGGUUGAUGUCAUUUCCGCGGGCCGGAUCAACCUGGGCGCAGGAGCUCGUAUGGUUGCUAGGAAACAAUCUGGACUACGAGGCAGCCCGUAAUCAACUGCAGCAAGUCCGAACGCCUCUACUGGAGCUGUCGGCCAUAUUUUCCGAUGACCGCACCGUCGAAAAUACCGUCACCCGACACGAGCAGAUCGAUUCCGUACAGUGUGUUCACCAGAUGACGGGCCGGCGCUUCAUCAAAUGCCACCUUCCGUGGCAGUUCCAUCCGCGUGAGCUCGAAACGGUACGACCGAAGAUCAUCUACGUCGUGCGCAACCCAAAGGAUCUGUGCGUUUCGUACUACUACUACUGCCAGCUAAUUCAUCGUACCGACGGUACCUUCGAGGAGCUCUGUGACAUCUUCCUGAACGAUCGUGCCCCGAUCGGUCCAAUGUGGGCCCAUGCGCUGGCCUUCUGGAAGCGGCGAGCACAGGAUAACAUCCUCUUUCUACGGUACGAGGAUAUGAAGCGAAAUCUAGCGCAGGUUGUCCGGCAGUGUGCCCAAUUCCUGGACUUUGGCCGCGAGCUGACGGAUGCCGAAGUGCAGCGACUGUGCGAUCAUCUGCAGUUCGAUCGGAUGCAGCGCAAUCCGGCGGUCAACAUGGAACCGAUGAUGAAGGAAUCGUCCAUUAUGCAGGAAGGUGCGAGUGUAGCGCAAGGGGUGAAAUUCAUCCGGAAGGGUGAAAUUGGCGAUUGGAAAAACCACAUGGAUGCGGCCAUGUCCGCACGGUUCGAUCGUUGGAUCGAGCAGCACUUCGGUGGGACAGGGUUAGAGUUUGAGUACGAAUGA